GAGUGUGCGUGUGGACCAAAACAGAGAGAGAGAGAGAGAGAGAGCACAGUGAGAGAUCUCCCGCGGUGAAUAAAAAUCAGCAAGAGCAAGUGCCAAUAAGUGCCUGUGCCGUAUUUAACGCCAGGGUGGUAAUUCGCGCGAGUGGCGGGCCUGUUUUUCCUUUUUCAUUUUGUUUCGCGCGCAAAUGCAACACCGCGGCGACGUGACUUGUGCAUGAGAGCGAGAGCAAGAACCAACGAGAUACGGACCAGCCGAGCGAAUUGCCAUAAUCGAGGCGAUGAGCCGCGUAUGACGGGCGACGUCCCUCGCCGGCGUUUCCGCAAGAUGGACUGGCGAUCCGCGCAACGACAACCCAAACGCCGAGAACUCAGCUCCACCGAGACGCAUUCGUCAGAGCAGCAGACAAUGGCUCAGCCGUUGGCCGAGAUCUUUGAUUGUGCUAGUCGAGUGCACAUAUGCGGCACAGAAGCCGCCUGCGAGAUAAAGGGCACGAUCUCGCACUGCGUCUGCCCUCACGAUAAAUCACCGCCGACAGCCGAUCUCAAAUGUCCUAUUCGAGCUACUGCGCACACAAUGACAAACAGGCCGGCGCAGUCGUCGGACGACUCGUCGCAGGAGCAAGCGACCGAGGAUAUACCUGCGACCGUGGAAAUUCUGAACUGCCUGGGUCGGGCACACAUAUGCGGCACAGAAGCCGCAUGCGAGAAGAAAGGCUCGACUUCGCACUGCGUCUGUCCGCACGACAAAUCCCCGCCCACCACCGAUCUCAAGUGUCCGCGCGUCACCGUUCCUUUAACGCCGAAUCCAAUACCCAACAUCAUACUGCAGAGCAGUAACGUGACGAAUACCACGACGAUUCUUCCCGAGCCGGCACAGGUAGAGCGCAUGGCGCCAAGGAUACCGGAGGUGACUGGCGUCGCGCUGGGCUGCCUGCUAGUCCUGGCAUUGGUCAUCGGUUCGAUAUACUACUGCAAACGUCGCAGUGCCGAUGCAAAGUCCAAACGUCGCGAUCUCGAAGCGUCGCCGAUGAACUUGAAGACGAGCCUGCUGCUGGCGAACAAAUACACGCCCAACCCUCAGUACUUCAGCUACGCCUCGCCGGAAGUGCCAAUCUUGCUCAGGGACUCGCUCACUUUCCUGCGAGACAUCGGCGAGGGCUGCUUCGGCAAAGUGUUCAAAGGUGAACUCGUGCUCGAGGACAGUAAGGAGGUCGUGGCGAUCAAGGUGCUCAAGGACAGCGCGAGCCGCGAAGCCGAGGAGGACUUUAUGCGCGAAGUGGACAUCAUGUCGAGCUUCAGGCACGAGAACAUAUUGUCGCUCGUAGGGGUGGUGCUGCGCGACACCAGUAACGGGCCCUGGAUGGUCUUCGAGUACAUGCCUUACGGCGACCUGGCCGAGGUUCUGCGCGCCAACUCGCCCACGCUGAGGGCGCCCACUCCUGGAUUACAGCCUCUGAGCAAAGACUCCCUUCACUGGAUAACGACGCAGAUAGCGGCGGGAAUGGCGUACCUCGCCGCACAAAGAUUCGUUCAUCGAGAUCUCGCCUGCAGAAAUUGCCUGGUUGGUUCCGGCCUCGUCGUCAAAAUCGCCGAUUUCGGCAUGUCGCGCGACGUCUAUACCUGUGAUUAUUACAAGAUUGGAGGCUCCAGACUGUUGCCGGUUCGCUGGAUGUCGCCCGAAAGUGUCGUAUACGGAAGAUUUACGUUGGAGAGCGACGUGUGGAGUUUCGGAGUGGUUUUAUGGGAAGUUUACUCGUUUGGAAAGCAACCGUAUUACGGGCAUAACAACGACGAGGUAAUGAAACUCAUUCUGCAAGGCAUCAUGCUAAUACCGCCAGAAGACUGUCCAGCGUACGUGUGCCAGUUGAUGCGCGACUGUUGGAAAACGGAGCCACGCGACCGAAUUCGUUUCGCUGAAAUCGUCGAGCGUCUGGAAAAGGCUCAAGAUAAGCCCAGCCAGCUGAGCUCACUGCCAAGGCCACCUCAAGGCCCGGUCACCAUUCGCGCUCCAGAUGUCCUCGAUCCCGACGGUUAUUUGUUGCCGUCGCCAGCCACGCUUCGCGAGUACUUCCAACCCAUCCCCACCUGAAUUUCCGUGCUUCGAUUUAUCCAUACUUUUUAUGAACGCCUGGAUAAUCGAACGUUAGAAACUAAAGUGAUUAAACAACAAUUAGAGCUUGCUGUUGCCUCAAGAGAUGAUGGCAAGUUGAAAGCAAUAUAAAGUAUCUUAGAUAUAAUGUAGAUAACAUGUCCGAGUCACGCCAUUACCUAAAUAAUAUACUCGUUUGUAAUUACUAAGCUAAAUACUGAACUGAAUGUACCUAUACAUAGCGUAGACGUUAGAAUUAAUCAAUACAUUUUCGAUUUUUUUUCAAUAAUAUGGAAAUUAAGCAUUACUUUAUAAGGAAUGACGAUCAAAUUAAUGUACUGAAAUAUAUCGACUGCGAAAAUAAAGUAUUAAGUUAUACUUUAGAAUGCAAUACACAAAAAGGCAUAAAUAUUAGAUUUAUAUAGCGAAAGGCACAUACAUUAUGUUCUACUAUAUCUGCUAUACCGUGUGUACAUAGCCCCUCUACGGUGAUCAUGUUUCAUAAGUCGUUUUGUAAAAAUUAAGUUACUUCAAUCAUAGAUAGCAUCGUAAUUUUCGUGAACACUGGAUCAGUGUAAAUUAUAAUAAUAUUAUAAUAAUAAGAAUUAUAUGUAAGUAUAUAUAGAUUAGAUUGAAAUUUCAAAGAACGAAUAUCUAUAUGAUUUUUAUUUAUAAAUGUAUACUUCAAAUUUAAGAUGUAGUACUAGAUUCAAAAAUUGUAAAUACAAUAUUUUAUGUGUUUUUUAAAGCACCGCGAGUAUAAAGUUAUCUAUAGUCUUUAUAAGCAGCAGCUACAAAUUAUAUUUGUACAAACCGAUCGAGUAAUACGUAGAUUUUAGAAAAUUUAUCUGGAUUUGUAAAAAGCUAUAUUUAUGCUAAUACUUCUAUAUA
This is a messenger RNA of Phymastichus coffea, 2979 nucleotides long. RefSeq names its product muscle, skeletal receptor tyrosine protein kinase-like. Gene Ontology annotation, biological process: positive regulation of kinase activity; protein phosphorylation; cell surface receptor protein tyrosine kinase signaling pathway. Gene Ontology annotation, cellular component: signaling receptor complex; axon. Gene Ontology annotation, molecular function: neurotrophin binding; transmembrane receptor protein tyrosine kinase activity; neurotrophin receptor activity. NCBI's taxonomy places the organism in Eukaryota, Metazoa, Arthropoda, Insecta, Hymenoptera, Eulophidae. The record is from RefSeq and is a predicted model, not a curated record. The coding region runs from base 214 to 2088 and encodes 624 amino acids. The transcript has 10 exons.